Molecule: messenger RNA, 616 nt
Organism: Batrachochytrium dendrobatidis JAM81
Lineage: Eukaryota; Fungi; Chytridiomycota; Chytridiomycetes; Rhizophydiales
Product: protein-arginine N-methyltransferase SFM1
Exons: 3
Coding region: 1-591 (196 amino acids)
Biological process (GO): peptidyl-arginine methylation
Molecular function (GO): protein-arginine omega-N monomethyltransferase activity
Source: RefSeq, a predicted model, not a curated record
AUGAAGUAUAUUGUGGAGCACUUGGAAGAAGAGAUUGAAGGCUGGCCAGAGCUUGAAUACCGUAAUAUGCUACUUAAUGUUGGCAAAGGAAACCUUUGGUUAUCUCAUGUGUCCGAGUCGGUUGCACAGUCACCUCCUGCAUCAUUGGAGGGUGCGAUCGUUUCAACUCAUUCCAUCCAGUCUUGGCCCGAUGUUGACAUGUCAAGAGUGAUUCUGGCUGAUCCUGCUGCUAAAACUCCAUUAUGUCCUGCAGACGCUGAAUCGUACGAUUAUAUUCUUUUUGGAGGUAUUUUGGGUGAUGAUCCACCUAAAGACCGAACAAAAGAACUUCGAGUAAUGGGAUUUGCAACUCGUCAUCUUGGAAAAGAACAAAUGACAACCGACACCGCUGUACUAGUUUCACAGCUUGUAUUGGAGAAACAGAUUCCAUUAGACAAGAUUGACUAUGUAGAUCGACCUGACAUCAAACUUGGACGAAGAGAAAUCGUCGAGAUGCCUUUCAAGUAUAUUCGACUUCCAAAUGGAGAACCUAAACUUCCACUUGGAAUGAUUGAGCAUUUGAAACAAGGAAACGAUAUUUCUUUGAAUUAAUCAUACGAUUUUCAGUCCAUGCAUA